Messenger RNA from Protopolystoma xenopodis, 504 nucleotides. Lineage: Eukaryota; Metazoa; Platyhelminthes; Monogenea; Polystomatidea; Polystomatidae. The record is from the annotation of a GenBank genome assembly.
AUGGCAGAGCUAAGGGAGAACCUGGGAGGAGCUGGUCAGAGUUCGUCAUUGGCCAACCUCGAGGUCUGGGUGAACGUGACGGUGUACAAUUGGUUCGAGUUGAACUCACGAUCAGGCUGGGCCUAUACCAAAAUCUAUUCGUCCAAUGCAAUCAUCAAGUUCCUUGGAGGCUUGGUUCGCCCCUUCAAGUCGAAGAUGACAUUUAGAGCAUAUAUGGUCAUCUACAUGCCUGACGGGACUCAGAUAAAGUUUACUGGGAAUAGACGCGUAGACCUUUACUUCUACUGCAACGACAAUGAUUUCAUCAAUAAAGUCUCCAUGGUUGUCCCCAGUGACAGUGUCAUCACAUACCCGUUUCAACCGGACGGAGACAAGUGCCCACUUUACAAAUUACAGGUAAUGCACCAACUCCGAGGUGCCUUAUUUGAUGGGCACAUUUGGUACAGCCCUUUGGUUCAUUUGCGAUUGCGAUAUUCACCACGAAUAAUUGAGGAGCUGGCUUGA